Molecule: messenger RNA, 2977 nt
Organism: Siniperca chuatsi (mandarin fish)
Lineage: Eukaryota; Metazoa; Chordata; Actinopteri; Centrarchiformes; Sinipercidae
Product: calpain-1 catalytic subunit-like
Exons: 22
Coding region: 199-2283 (694 amino acids)
Biological process (GO): proteolysis
Cellular component (GO): cytoplasm
Molecular function (GO): calcium-dependent cysteine-type endopeptidase activity
Source: RefSeq, a predicted model, not a curated record
UACAAGAUUGUGCUACAGGUGACCAGAGGUGUGGUUUGUUCAAAGAGAAACUAUAUAUUUUGUUAGGACAGACAAGAACACCUUACGAACCCUGUUAGCCUCAGGCGUUUACAGGCAUGAUACAAGAAUAAGCCUCUUCGCUCUUUCAUCCAGACACCCUUUCUCACUCAAGCUGUUGAGAGACCAAACACUGCAGCAAUGCCUGCUCCAGGUGUGUGUCUGAACAUCUUGGAGACUCGUAACAAGCAAAACGGUUAUGGGUGCGUCGCCAACCCUGAGAAGUUCCUCAACCAAGACUUCCAGGAGCUGAAACAGUACUGUCUCAUCCGGGGAGUGAGGUACAUAGACAAGAUGUUCCCCCCUGACAGGAACUCCAUCGGUGAAGGGAUACUGAGCCCUUCUGACCUGGCCCGUGUGGUGUGGCUGAGACCAGCGAAAAUUGCUCCUAAUCCAUCCUUCAUACUUGAUGGGGUCUCCAGGUUUGACUUUGGUCAAGGACUACUUGGAAACUGCUGGUUUCUUGCAUCUAUCGGAGCUCUGACAUUCCAGAAUGACGUCUUCGGGCAAGUUGUUCCUCUUGAACAAACAUUUGACGAGAACUACUGCGGGCUGUUCCACUUCAGGUUCUGGAGAUUUGGAAGGUGGGUGGAUGUCGUCAUUGAUGACAAGCUACCGACAAUCAAUGGGAGACUAAUCUUCGUAAACUCGAAAGACCAAAAUGAGUUCUGGCCUGCUUUGCUGGAGAAAGCCUAUGCCAAGGUGUGUGGUUCCUAUACCGACAUGAGUGCUGGAUCUCCUUCAGAGGCUAUGAUGGACUUCACUGGUGGUGUUCACAUGUGUAUUCGGCUGUCAGAUCCCCCUCCAAACCUGUGGGAGCUGAUGUACAGAGCUGGCCAAUCCAAGUCACUGAUGAGCUGUGGUACACCUCAAGGGGAGACACCUGCCAACACUGUAUUGCCGAAUGGAUUGGUCCAAGGCCAUGCCUACACUGUCACGGGUGUGAAACAGACGAUGAGCCAGGGGAAACUAGUAAACUUGGUGCGUUUGUGGAACCCCUGGGGCAAAGGAGAGUGGAACGGAGACUGGAGUGAUCGGUCAUCUCUGUGGAAAACCGUGAGUGCUCAAGAUCGUGACAUGUGCCUUUCAGUGGAUGAUGAUGGAGAGUUUUGGAUGACUAUGGAAGACUUUUGUAAGUUCUACACGGAUCUUGACAUCUGCUCCCUGUGUCCCGACUUCUUUGAGGAAAACUCCUCUCGUCACUGGAAGACCUCCUUCUAUGAGGGGAGAUGGGUUGCAGGAACCACUGCUGGAGGAUGCAUGAAUAAUAAAGACACUUUCUGGACUAAUCCACAGUAUCGGGUCAAGAUUGAUGGUGAAUAUUCGGAGAAAGAUGGCGAUAAAAACAUGCUGGUGUCUCUCAUUCAAAAGCCUGACAAGAGGAACCGACGCCUGGUCCAACAUCUCCACAUUGGAUUCUCGGUAUUUGAGGUGACUGAAAACUACAAGGCACAGAGUGGGAAGUUCCCAGCCUCUUUCUUCAGCAGACGCGCACCUGUCGCCCAAACUAAAACCUACAUGAAUGCACGUGAGGUGAUGGAGUUCCUUAUGCUGAAGCCUGGUGAAUACCUGAUUGUGCCGUCCACCUUCAAUUCCAAUGAGACAGCCACCUUCAUCCUGACCAUCCUCUCCAAGACAGAGACCCAUGGCUAUGAGAAUUCUGGUGACCACAAACAUGAGCCAGUUGAAAAGCUCGAAAAUGUCACAAAAGUACAGGAUGAUGAGAAUAAGAAAAACUUUUUCCGCCAACACUCCGACAAGUAUGAAGAAGUGGAUGCUGAGCAGCUCCAGAAGCUUCUAAAUGAAAACAUCCUGAAAGGAGACUUGAAAUCUGGAGGCUUCAGCAUUGAUGCCUGUCGCAGUAUGGUUGCUCUGAUGGAUACAUCAAUCACCGGCAAACUGAACAGUGAGGAAUUUGUUCGUUUGUGGAAGAAGGUCGUCACAUACAAGGACAUUUUCUUCCUCACUGAUGUUUCACGAACAGGAACACUGUCUCUGAGUGAGCUGAGGAAUGCAAUCGUAGCUUCAGGAAUGAGGGUCAGCGAUGACAUGCUCAAUUUGAUGGCUCUGCGCUACAGUGUGUCCUCUAGACACAUGACGCUGGAGAGCUUCAUCAGUCUCAUCCUUCGCUUGGACUGCAUGAAGAAAAUCUUCAAACAACUGUCUGAUGGAAAAAUCAUGAAUCUUCGAGAGUCAGAGUGGAUUUACAUUUCAAUGUACACUUAACCCAAAAAGGAAGAUGGACUGCACAAUUCAUCUGGAAAUACAGGAGCAGAUAUUUCAAAAGAAUGUUUUCCUUUCAUUUGCCAGAUUGCAUAAUAAAUAAAAGAUACAUUCCUCUGCUAAUGAGCCAUUACACAUAUGCAAUGUAACUAAAGGGCAUUUUCUUUUUAAAACUUUGUUUAUGCAAUGAAAUACACAUUAAUGUGAAAACAUAACAUUACCAAUCCUAUAACAUCUUAUUACAUGUAAAAGAGUUACUGCAUUUUUUAUCAGUAGAAUUAUAAUGUAGGCUUAUUCACUCUGUGCUUUCCAAAUGAAUGUAUUAUACAAACACAUUUCAGAUUUCAGUGUAUGACAUGGGCUCAUUUUAAUUACAAAAGCAGUGUAGACCAUUUUCUAAUUUUGUUUUUAAUAAAAAAAUUUUAAAAAACCCGUGUGCACCUGUAUGUGUUCAGGUCACUGGUUUGAUUUGUGCUGGUUUGUAUGUCAUCCCUUUCUCACCAUGUUUCCUGAAAAUUUCAAUCACUUAUUAACUAUUAUUAUUACUAAUAGUUUGUUAUUAACAGUUGAUUUUAUCACAGAGGAACAGUCCGACUAUUAAGCACAUAUUGACAUAUGACAUAUACUUCAGUCAAAACCCUUAAAGGAAACUUUUUCUUUGGAAAUGCACCCUGAGGUCCAGCUUACUAAUCACAUU